Molecule: messenger RNA, 2057 nt
Organism: Loa loa (African eye worm)
Lineage: Eukaryota; Metazoa; Nematoda; Chromadorea; Rhabditida; Onchocercidae
Product: serine/threonine-protein phosphatase PP1-alpha
Exons: 9
Coding region: 122-1126 (334 amino acids)
Cellular component (GO): nucleus; cytoplasm
Molecular function (GO): protein serine/threonine phosphatase activity
Source: RefSeq, a predicted model, not a curated record
GUUUAGCCAGUUUGUGUAAUCAUUUGAAGUUCGAUGUGGGGUUGUUUGUGGGUUAAGAAGUGCAUUUGGAGUUAACGAUGUGUAUUGAUGUCUAUCUACAACAGCUGUAGUGUGUACAGUUAUGGCCAGUGACAGCGACCUCAAUGUUGACCAUCUUAUUACUCGACUUCUAGAAGUGCGCGGUUGUCGACCAGGAAAAACUGUUCAGAUGUCGGAAAAUGAAAUAAGGGCACUCUGUCAUAAAAGCAGGGAAAUCUUUUUGUCACAACCUAUUCUUUUGGAGCUCGAAGCGCCUCUCAAAAUCUGUGGAGAUAUUCACGGACAGUACAAUGACUUGUUACGAUUGUUUGAAUACGGUGGAUUCCCGCCGGAAGCAAAUUAUCUUUUUCUUGGAGACUACGUUGAUCGGGGAAAGCAAAGCUUAGAGACAAUAUGCUUACUAUUGGCGUAUAAGGUGAAAUAUCCCGAAAAUUUCUUCUUGUUACGAGGAAAUCACGAAUGCGCUAGUAUUAAUCGUAUUUAUGGAUUUUAUGAUGAAUGCAAACGUCGCUUUUCGAUAAAGCUAUGGAAAACAUUCACUGAUUGUUUUAAUUGCCUUCCAAUAGCUGCUCUCAUAGAUGAAAAGAUUUUCUGUUGUCAUGGAGGACUUUCCCCUGAUUUACAAAAUAUGGAACAAAUCCGGCGAAUAAUGCGACCAACAGAUGUUCCCGACACUGGUCUUCUUUGUGAUUUGUUGUGGUCUGAUCCGGACAAAGAUGUGCAAGGUUGGGGUGAAAACGACCGAGGAGUAUCUUUUACAUUCGGUCCUGAUGUUGUAGCAAAAUUUUUAAAUCGCCACGAUUUAGAUUUAAUAUGUCGGGCACAUCAGGUAGUAGAAGACGGUUACGAGUUUUUCGCCAAACGACAACUUGUAACAUUAUUUUCGGCUCCAAACUAUUGUGGUGAGUUCGAUAAUGCAGGUGGUAUGAUGAGCGUUGACGAAACAUUGAUGUGCUCUUUCCAGAUCUUGAAGCCAUCUGAAAAAAAGGCCAAAUAUCAAUAUGCUGGACUGAACAGUGGUCGUCCGAUCACAUCACCGCAACGAGCAGCUGGUCCAACAAGUGGUGGAAUUCAAAAAAAGAAGUAGUUGAGGAUGCGACGUAUCAGUGUAUGUCCUUAUCUUCCAUCGUUUUUCCGACUUCACUUUUUCCCAUCAUUUAUUUUCUCCGCCUUGAUAACUUUCGUUUUUAUGAUUAGAAAAUGCACACUGAGCAUUUUCCCAAAAAAAAUUUCUUGGUGAAAGUAUUUCUAGACGGUUCAAUCCAUUAUUUCAUCUCCUAUGCAAAUUAUUCACUUGUCCUUAAAUAAUGAUUUGUAGUCCCAGCUGCUUCAUGACUUUCAUUGCUUUAGCAUAAGUUCUUAUUAAAUCAGAAAUUGUCAAAUCAAAGGGAAGAAAAACUAAACGCUUUUUCUAUCAUGUGAAAAAUAAGGUUAAAACUUCAAAAAUACUAGCAAAUAAACGGCAGACUAGUGAUGCCAUAAAAACUGAUGUGACUUUUGGUUUUGUUUUCUUACCAGUUAUUCAUUUGUACCUCUAUGUUGUAGUGCGUGAUUUCUUACACCGUGAUAGCGUAACAUAUCAUUCAGUAAACUUACUGUAGAAGGCGCAAUAGAUAUAAAAUGGAAAGUGAAGUUUCGAAUCGCGAGCGUCUACACUUUUGAGAAAAAGAAUAACGGGCGAAAACCAGCUGAGUUUUAUAAAACUUUCCGUGAGAAAACAUGUUUUGGAAAAGUGGUUUUCGUCACAGAUUAACAACUUCAGGUAAAAGUUUUCAUGAAGAAUGUUGUUUUAUAUAAUGUCUGCUAAAGAACUGAAACAGUAGAUCGCUUCGUCUUCUGUAGUUCAUAUCUGGAAAAGAUUAUUUCCGUCGCUUCAUCCUGCUACUUCAUUUUCUAGCACUUUUGUUUAUUUUGUGGCUGAGACGAAGCAGUUUUGUCGUUCUCGGUGGAGCAUUAUUUAGAUGUGAAUUAAUGUACUUUUUCUUCGUCAGCCAGGAAGGGAAUAAAGUCUAUUUCGU